This is a messenger RNA of Xyrauchen texanus (razorback sucker), 2172 nucleotides long. Its product is annotated as SH3 domain-binding protein 1-like. The record is from RefSeq and is a predicted model, not a curated record. Lineage: Eukaryota; Metazoa; Chordata; Actinopteri; Cypriniformes; Catostomidae. Gene Ontology annotation, molecular function: GTPase activator activity; protein binding. The transcript has 18 exons. Gene Ontology annotation, cellular component: intracellular anatomical structure; cytosol; cytoplasm. Gene Ontology annotation, biological process: positive regulation of GTPase activity; signal transduction; regulation of Rac protein signal transduction. Bases 163 to 2172 code for a protein of 669 amino acids.
AUGUGAAGCAGUCAAGUUGAGAGUGUUGUCGACUGCAGUCUGAAUAACUGUUUGCCUGUUUAUUGAAUUCAGAGAGCAAUAUUUUCCAUCAAAUGAAGCUACAAUACUCUUGACCUGCGCUUACAUACACUGGGACUUAUAGACGACAGAUUCUUCAUCACCAUGCUGAAGCCGUUUCACAUCUUAAAGCAGUUUGGAAAUGGGGGGAAGUCACAAGAUGCAACUGACCUUCUCUCAGAGGAUCUGGUUUUGGUGGAACCGCGUGUGGAGCCAGCCAGGAGAGCUGCCCAGAUCAUCCAUAAGAAGUUGGUAGGCUGCCUGCAGAGUCAGCAGGGACUGGACUCAGAGAAACGGAUGAAAAGGUUACCCCUCAUGAUGCUGUCUGUCAGUAUGGCUGAGAGCUUUAAAGAUUUUGAUGGUGAAUCUUCUAUUAGAAAGGUUCUGGAAAUGUGCUGCUUCAUGCAAAAUUUUCUGGCACAGACUUUGGCUGACUUUGAGAUGAAGUUGGAGAAAGAAGUUCUAGUACCUCUUAAUAAGCUCAGUGAGGAAGACCUCCCAGAGAUCUUGAAAAACAAGAAACAGUUUGCUAAACUUACAACAGACUGGAAUAAUGCUCGCAGCAGAUCUCAAACCAGCACUGGUCCACAGGCUAAGCAGGAUGGCCUAAGAGACGAUCUAGAGGAAGCCUGGAGGAGACUUGAAUCCAUCAAGGAUCAGUACUCUGCAGACCUCUAUCAUUUUGCCACUAAAGAGGAUGAGUACGCCAGCUACUUCAUUCGUCUUUUAGAUCUGCAAGCUGAAUAUCACAGGGUCUCAUAUGAAUUCCUGGAGAAAAAUAUAACCGAGCUCAAAGAGAGCCACAGCAGCACAGUGACUACAUCAGAAAAGAAGGUAUUCGGAGAGCCUCUGCUGUCUCACCUUCAGAGCUGUGGGCGAAAGAUUGCUGUUCCCAUUGAGGAGUGUGUAAGCAUGCUGCUUCAUACAGGACUCAGAGAAGAGGGGUUGUUCAGGCUAACAGCUGCUGCAUCUGUUGUAAAAAAAUUGAAGAGCUGUCUGGAUUCAGGGACGGUCGACCAAAAUGAGUUCAGCACUGACCCUCAUGCUGUGGCAGGGGUGCUGAAGUGUUACUUGAGAGAGUUGCCUGAACCACUCAUGACAUUUGAACUAUAUAAUGACUGGUUCAAAGCAGCAGGAGAAAAAGAUACAGAUGAAAAACUGAAACAGCUGCAGAUGGCGUUGCAAAAACUUCCCACAGAAAACUACAAUAACCUUAGGUACCUUGUGCAGUUUCUGUCACACUUGUCAGAGCAGCAAGCAGUGAAUAAAAUGACACCCAGUAAUAUUGCUAUAGUGCUUGGGCCUAAUCUACUGUGGCCUCGCUGUGAGGGAGAGACUUCCUUGCUGGACAUGGCAUCUGCUUCUUCAGUGCAAGUUGUGACUAUCAUAGAGCCACUUAUACAGUAUUCCAAGAGCCUCUUCCCUGAAGAAGCUGAUUUUGAGAUGCAAGAGCCACCUGCAAGACCAGAUUUGAAAAAUCUGAUCGCGACAAUAUCCCAGAGAUCUCUUUCUGACAGUGUUUUUCCUUCUUCCCUCUCUGGCCAAACAUCCCUCUCAAAAACUGACAGCUCAGCAUCAUCUGAGGACUUUGGGGCGACACUGCAUGUUAAAACUACUAUUAUGUGGGAGAACAAUGAUUCUGAUCCAGUAGCUCAGCUACCUACUCAGAAUUACAUCCCCACUCCCCUUCCCCGUUACACUCCUGUUAACUCCCAGUCCCAGAGCCAAAACCAGGCUAUGACACGGUGCUCCAGCCAACCAGAGCCUACUCAGGAGUUGCCUUCCCAGUCCCAGGAGCCCACUUUGAAGAUCACUGCUCCUUAUAAAUCAAGUAGGUCCUUCAUUCCACACAAGGCACCAAAACUCGGCAAAGGCCCUUCUGUGAGACAAGCAGGAUCUUUAUCUGUAACCCAGCCACGAGCUUUACCCGUUCCUCUGCCUAGAGUCUCUGAGGCACAACCACCUGCCUCGCCCAAGCCUGAAACCACCUGUGUUCAACUGCCUGCAUUGCCUGAAGGUGGACCACCAAAGAAAACCCAAGGCAGAAGACCCACAGUCCCUCCUCCCCAACCACCCCAAGCACUGAACAAGCAGCUCUCCUUCCCAGCUCAAUGA